This is a messenger RNA of Manihot esculenta (cassava), 1501 nucleotides long. RefSeq names its product probable indole-3-pyruvate monooxygenase YUCCA7. Gene Ontology annotation, molecular function: flavin adenine dinucleotide binding; N,N-dimethylaniline monooxygenase activity; NADP binding. Lineage: Eukaryota; Viridiplantae; Streptophyta; Magnoliopsida; Malpighiales; Euphorbiaceae. The transcript is spliced from 3 exons. The coding region runs from base 47 to 1276 and encodes 409 amino acids. The record is from RefSeq and is a predicted model, not a curated record.
UUAGUCCCUUUUACCUUCAUCUUAAAUAACAAACAUACACUUCUCAAUGUGUAAUAGUACUUGUCUUAACAUGCCAGCCAUGUCUCAAUCUUCUGGUCAUGAGGACUACUUCCUUUCUCGCAGAUGUAUAUGGGUGAAUGGACCUGUCAUUGUUGGGGCGGGUCCUUCGGGUCUGGCUGUGGCUGCUGGCCUUAAACCACAAGGUGUUCCAUUCAUUAUCCUUGAAAGAGCUAAAUGCAUUGCCUCUCUUUGGCAAAACCACACAUAUGAUCGCCUCAAGCUUCACCUCCCUAAACAAUUCUGUCAACUACCCAAUUUCCCGUUCCCGGAGGACUUCCCUGAGUACCCCUCCAAAUAUCAGUUCGUUGAUUAUCUUGAAUCCUAUGCAAAACACUUUGAUAUAACACCGCAUUUCAAUGAGAUUGUGGAAUCUGCCAAGUAUGAUGAGAUUUUUGGCUUUUGGAGAGUUAAAACUAUUUCAACAAGCAGUUGUGUUCCCACUGAAGUUGAGUAUAUUUGCCGGUGGCUUGUGGUAGCCACGGGAGAAAAUGCAGAGAAGGUGGUGCCAGAGUUUGAAGGUUUGCAACAGUUUGGUGGCAAUGUUAUGCAUGCCUGUGACUACAAAUCCGGUGAAAAUUAUCGUGGAAAGCGUGUACUUGUUGUAGGUUGUGGAAAUUCAGGCAUGGAAAUCUCUCUUGACCUUUGCAACCACAACGCAAGCCCAUCAAUGGUGGUUCGAAGUUCGGUUCAUGUCUUGCCAAGGGAAGUUUUUGGGAAAUCAACGUUUGAUUUGACAACAGAUAUGAUGAAAUGGCUACCACUUUGGCUGGUUGAUAAGAUGCUGCUAGUUAUUGCAUGGCUAAUUCUUGGAAAUCUAGAAAAAUAUGGGCUGAAAAGGCCAUGCAUAGGACCUUUACAGCUCAAGAACUCUCGAGGAAAGACACCAGUAUUGGAUAUUGGCGCACUAGACAAAAUAAGAUCUGGUAAAAUCAAGGUUGUCCCUGGAAUCAAGAGGUUCUCUAAUGGCGGAGUGGAACUCGUUAAUGGUGAAAAGCUUGAGAUCGAUUCUGUAAUUCUGGCAACUGGGUAUCGUAGCAAUGUCCCUUCAUGGCUGAGGGAUAAUGAAUUGUUUUCAGAAGAUGGAAUUUCCAAAAAGCCAUUCCCAAAUGGGUGGAAAGGAAAGGCUGGUCUUUAUGCUGUUGGGUUCACAAGAAGAGGUCUCUCUGGAGCAUCUGUAGAUGCCAUUAAUGUAGCAGCUGACAUUGGCAAGAGCUGAAAACAAGAAACCAAGCAAAAGAAGAAAACUAUUGCUGGUCACCAUUGGAGAUGCAUUUCACAUUUCUAAAGCCAAUAGAUUAUAGUACUAAUAAUAAUUUAAUUCUUUUUUAGCCUGUUCUAUUGAUUGUAUUCAGUGAUUGAUCAAAUUAGAAACGAGAUCAGUCUAGGUAGAAAUUUUUUUUUUUUUCAAGGAAAUAUUAUUAAUAAAACUAGGAAAAAUUUA